Sturnus vulgaris (Common starling) is the source of this 2338-nucleotide messenger RNA. NCBI's taxonomy places the organism in Eukaryota, Metazoa, Chordata, Aves, Passeriformes, Sturnidae. The record is from RefSeq and is a predicted model, not a curated record.
CCAUCCCCUCCCCGCCCGUGGGCGGGCGGAGCCGGCGGUGCCGCGGGGCCCCCAUGGCGGCGGCAGCGGAACGCACGGACGAGCUGGUGCGGGAGUAUCUGCUCUUCCGAGGCUUCACCGCCGCCCUGAAGCAGCUGGACGCUGAAAUCAAGGCGGACCGGGAGAAGGGUUUUCGGGUGGAUAAGAUAGUGGACCAGCUGCAGCAGUUUGUUCAGAGCUACGAUCUGGCUGCCCUGCGGGAUUACUGGAGUUAUCUGGACCGACGCCUUUUCAGCCGUUUGGAAGACGUGUAUCGGCCAACGGUGAACAAGCUCAAAACCAGCUUAUUCCGAUAUUACCUUGUCCAUGCUAUUCAGAAUGGCCGCAAUGACAAGGCACAAGAGUUUUUCCUCAAGCAGGCCUCCGAACUCCAGAACCAGGUGGAGUGGAAGGAUUGGUUUGUCCUGCCCUUCCUCCCUGCUCCAGACUCCAACCCCACCUUUGCCACCUAUUUCUCACGCCAAUGGGCAGAUACGUUCAUAGUGUCUCUGCACAACUUCCUGAGCGUCUUAUUUCAGUGCAUGCCAGUUCCAGUCAUCCUGAACUUUGAAGCUGAAUGUCUCAGGAGCAAUCUCAUACAAGAAGAAAAUGAAUCGCUGCGGCAUAAGCUGUUUGCUCUGCAGGCUGAAUCCUCCCGCAUGAAGAAAGAGGAACUGGAGGUGGAACAAGCAGUUAUGCAUCACAAGUUGCCUGCAUAUGUGGCCAACAUGGAUCGACUUGGGGACUCUGAACUUGAUAUGACCUGCCAUCAGAGGAACACAGCACAUUCUCUUCAGUCCCGGGGGGGCUUUCUGUCCUCUUUUCUCUCCCAAAGUAAAAAGGGCCCUCCCAGACCAGCCCAUUCAACUGGGGCUUCUCCAAUGCAGACUGGCAGUAUGCUGCUGGGGAAGAAAGAACCAACAAAUCACCAGAGUGCCAAAGGAAAAGAAGGAACAGUGAGCUGUAAGGAUGGGAAGAGCCACUUCAGUGGUUUAGUGGCAGGCGAGUCUAGCUCCCUGCAGCAGCGGCAGAAGCGUUUGCAAGAGCAUGGGAAAGAAAGGAAGGAGCUGUUGUCAAAAGGGACUUUCCAGGGCCAAAGUGCUGAGAAGAAAACAGAUACUAGCAUAGCUGAGUCAGAACCAUGCUCAGAGCUGCAUGCUGAGCAAACAGAGACUUCAACCAAAAUGCCUGGCAGCAGUGCAGAGGCUGUGGGGACUCGGCAGGAACAGCCUUUCAUCGUCCUGAGCCAAGAGGAGUAUGGGGAGCACCAUUCAUCCAUCAUGUACUGCAGGGUUGAUUGUUCUGGACGGAGGGUGGCCAGCUUGGAUGUGGAUGGGGUCAUCAAAGUCUGGUCUUUUAACCCCAUAAUGCAAACGAAAGCUUCAUCCAUUUCCAAAUCUCCAUUGCUGUCCCUGGAAUGGGCCACCAAGCGGGAUCGGCUGCUAUUGCUUGGCAGCGGGGUCGGGACAGUUCGUCUUUAUGACACAGAAGCCAAGAAGAAUCUCUGUGAAAUCAGCAUUGAUGAAGACAUGCCCAGGAUCCUCUCGCUUGCCUGCAGCCCAAGUGGUGCCUCCUUUGUCUGCUCUGCCGCAGCCCAGAGCCCCGUCUCCCACAUUGACUUCUCAGUAAUCAACUCUGGGGGCAAAAGCAUGAACCAAGUUCCUGGGAAGCUGCUACUGUGGGACACUAAGACAAUGAAACAGCAGCUGCAGUUCUCCCUGGAGCCUGAGCCCAUUGCUCUUAACUGCACAGCCUUCAACCACAAUGGCAACCUUCUGGUCACCGGGGCUGCAGAUGGGAUUGUUCGUCUCUUUGAUAUGCAGCAGCAUGAGUGCGCCAUGAGCUGGAAGGCACAUGAUGGGGAAGUCUACUCCGUCGAGUUCAGCUAUGAUGAGAACACAGUCUACAGCAUAGGCGAGGAUGGCAAGGUAGGCUAUGGAUGUGGAUUACCUCCUAGUGGUCAACUGGCAGAGAGAUCACUCCUGGAGUCUUCUCCAUAUGGUGGGGACAAUCAUAAAGAUACACUCAGAUUCUGGAUUAAAUGUGGGCUGCUAACUGCAGUCUUAGGUGUGCAGGACCACCCUGCUUCCAUUAAAUCUGCAGAUGAGUGGCUGAAAAUGUGAUAAUGGUUGGACAUGUCUUGGACCUUGUCUGCAAAUCCUACUGUUGGUGACAACUGUUUCCUCGAUAGUCCAUGUGAGGAUGACCUUUCUCUGCCCCUGAGAUCACCACGUUUGAGAUCUGGGAUUCACAGGGAAGCAGAUCAUUGACCACUUUGCAUAAAUCUCAUCGGCAGCUCCCUGCUGUGUUUGUAAUAAAC